Saccostrea echinata is the source of this 969-nucleotide messenger RNA. RefSeq names its product monoglyceride lipase-like. The transcript has 8 exons. Gene Ontology annotation, cellular component: membrane. Gene Ontology annotation, molecular function: lipase activity. The record is from RefSeq and is a predicted model, not a curated record. NCBI's taxonomy places the organism in Eukaryota, Metazoa, Mollusca, Bivalvia, Ostreida, Ostreidae. The coding region runs from base 1 to 969 and encodes 322 amino acids.
AUGAGUGUACCAGUCAAAAGCCAGGAGAAUGCCUUCCUCUAUUAUUGUUUAUGUCCAUCUCUGUAUGAUAUAGACACAUCUUUAAUAGAGGUGAAUAUGACUGAAGUUCAUUUGUCCAGCGGGUUCGAAAGAUUUAAUGAUGGUGGGCCACUAAUGUGGGUUAGAAAGUGGACAGAAGUUGACCAAAAUUCCGUGGAAACGUCUAGAAAGGCCUUGCUUUUCGUCAGCCACGGACUGGGUGAACACAGUGGCUGGUAUGAUGAGCUAGGGAGUUUGUUAGCCGGAAGUGGAAUUUUGGUAUUCUCCCAUGAUCACGUCGGUCAUGGGAAAAGUCCUGGCAUCCACAAUCACAUUGAUGACUUCAAGGAAUACACGUCAGUUAUUUUUGACCACUGCAGUGAAAUGAAGAAGAAAUAUCCGGAUUUGCCGUUGUUUUUAUUUGGACACUCUAUGGGAGGUGCUGUGGCGAUACUGGCCGCUCUCGAAAAUAAGACUUUCUUCUCCGGAGUCAUUACGUCAGCUCCUUUCGUCAUUCCAACCAAAGGCUUGCCUUCAAAAGUAGAGCUAUUUUUCAUGAAGAAUAUGAUUGCAAGAUUGUGUCCUCAACGUAAGCUUUUCUUCGUCGAUUCAAAGGAAGUUACUCGUGAUCCUGACAUGAUAAAAAGAUUUGAAGAAGAUCCUUUGAUUCAUCCAUUUUUCAAGGCUAAAUUUGGGGUUGCUUGGCUCAGUUGCUCUGAAAUAAUUACAAAGAAUUUGGAAUCAAUUUCUUGGCCUUUUCUAGCAAUCCAUGGUGAUGCUGAUAAUAUAAGUGACGUCAAAUUCUCUCAAGAUAUGUUCCACAAAGCAAAAAGUCUAGACAAAGAAAUUAAGAUAUAUCCCGGAUUUCUUCAUGCCCCACUUUACGAGCCAGAAGAGGACAGGCAGCUUGUUUUCUCUGAUAUCAAACAAUGGCUUGAGAAAAGAAUAUGA